AUGGCGGCUGGGGAACAGCGCCCCUGUUCACUGCUGUUUGGGGAAGGUGUUGCCUGGCGUAUCUGUCCCUUCCUGGCCCGCCAGCUGACGCUCGCCAUCCCCAUCAUCGCUGCCAUCCUCUUCUUCUUCGUCAUGAGCUGCCUGCUGCGGACCAGUUUCACCGACCCCGGGAUCCUGCCCCGGGCCACCGUCUGUGAGGCAGCUGCCCUGGAGAAACAGAUCGAUAACACAGGCAGUUCCACAUACCGGCCACCGCCUCGGACCCGGGAGGUGAUGAUCAACGGGCAGAUGGUCAAGUUGAAGUACUGCUUCACCUGCAAGAUGUUUCGGCCACCACGGACGUCACACUGCAGUGUCUGUGACAACUGUGUGGAACGGUUUGACCAUCACUGUCCUUGGGUGGGCAACUGUGUGGGGAGACGGAACUAUCGCUUCUUCUACGCAUUUAUUCUCUCCCUCUCGUUCCUGACGGCCUUCAUCUUCGCCUGUGUGGUCACCCACCUGACGCUACGCUCUCAGGGAAGCAACUUCCUCUCCACUCUGAAGGAGACACCAGCAAGUGUGCUGGAGUUGGUGAUCUGCUUCUUCUCCAUCUGGUCCAUCCUGGGCCUCUCAGGGUUUCAUACUUACCUCGUCGCCUCCAACCUGACAACUAACGAAGACAUCAAAGGCUCGUGGUCCAGCAAGAGGGGCGGUGAGGCCUCCAUCAAUCCCUACAGCCAUAGAAGUGUUAUCACCAACUGCUGUGCUGUGCUCUGCGGCCCCCUACCUCCCAGCCUGAUUGACCGAAGGGGAUUUGUGCAGUCUGACACCGUGUUGCCCUCACCCGUCAGAAGCGAUGAGCCAGCCUGCGGAGCCAAGCCCGACGCCAGCAUGAUCCGUAAGGUGUCAAGACUCUGCAGGAAUCUGGCCUUACAGCCUGCCCCCUCCCAGCAUCAGGCAUAG
Messenger RNA from Neomonachus schauinslandi (Hawaiian monk seal), 945 nucleotides. RefSeq names its product zinc finger DHHC-type palmitoyltransferase 18 (gene ZDHHC18). Gene Ontology annotation, molecular function: protein-cysteine S-palmitoyltransferase activity. NCBI's taxonomy places the organism in Eukaryota, Metazoa, Chordata, Mammalia, Carnivora, Phocidae. The record is from RefSeq and is a predicted model, not a curated record. Gene Ontology annotation, biological process: peptidyl-L-cysteine S-palmitoylation; protein targeting to membrane. The transcript is spliced from 9 exons. The coding region runs from base 1 to 945 and encodes 314 amino acids. Gene Ontology annotation, cellular component: Golgi apparatus; endoplasmic reticulum.